Molecule: messenger RNA, 1962 nt
Organism: Athalia rosae (coleseed sawfly)
Lineage: Eukaryota; Metazoa; Arthropoda; Insecta; Hymenoptera; Athaliidae
Exons: 3
Coding region: 1-1962 (653 amino acids)
Molecular function (GO): nucleic acid binding; zinc ion binding
Source: RefSeq, a predicted model, not a curated record
AUGGGAUCGUUGCCGGUAAUUACAGAAGGAAUGCAGGAAAGGUCUGAGAUUGCAAGGGAACGAGUACUUCACGAAUCACCUCCCGGAAAUUUGCGACAGGCAAGUGAUGAUGAUAGGUGGCAAGAAAUAUUCCGUCUACAUAUACAGAGUGUAGCUGAUUCAAUUGAAACACUUCAUUCGCCGAAUCCAUCCACCUCUGGAAAUUCAACUCUUCCAAGAGGAUCGGCAAUUCGUUUGCCCGAAUUCAACCCUAAAGCGGACAAUGUGGAUGCACGGGCGUGGUGUCAGACUGCGGAUUUGUGUCUUCAAAAUCAAACGCUCGACGGAGGCGCGCUUAUCAGCGUCCUCAGUCGCGCCAUGAAGGGAUCCGCAGCUACCUGGUUUCCACAGGCUACCUUCCCGAACAUGUCCUGGGGACAAUAUCGAGAGGCAUUUCCGGCACGAUUCGAGACAGUUGAAACCACCACGGCGACAUUUCUUCGCGUACUUUCGGGCAAACCAAAAGAAGGAGAAUGUUUGGCCGCAUAUGGGGGAAGAAUUUUGUCUUCUUCAAUGGCUAGUUGGGAAUCUUUGAGCACUGAACAACUUGCUGCAUCUUUUGUGAUGGCUUAUCUGUCGCAAGUGGAUUCUCGGCUUCAGCAGGAAGCAUUCACUAAAAAUAUUGAUUCGCGGGUUGAGCUGCAACAGGAAUUGAUGGCAGUAGCCCAUAGGAAGCGAUCAGUUCUAUUGAAGGAGACUUUCGACUCGAAGCGGCAGAAAUUGAAUGUUACAUCGGGAGGCAAAUGCUACGGCUGCGGUAAAGUUGGGCACAAAAUAGCAGAUUGUCGCAACUCGCAGAAAUCUUCAGGACAAAGCCAGAAGACGUUUACUGCGCCAAGGACAUCAGUGACCUGUUUUAAAUGUGGGGAAGCUGGACACAUUGCUUCUCGAUGCCCGAAGAAUGGUUCUUCGAAACCGGGUUUAUCGAAGAACAACCCUCAAGCGGUUCACCGGGUUAAUCUGUGUGAAAAGCAACCUGUUCAGGGACAACUGUCACAUCUCGGUGAGCAGUUUUCGUUUAGUUUUGAUUCAGGAGCCGAAUGCUCUCUGAUGAAAGAAAGUAUUGCCGAUAAAUUUGCUGAUGUCGUAAUCAAUGAUCAUUAUUUCGAAAUUUUAUUUCACGUCCUGCCUGAUCAUGACCUGAGCUUUGGAAUCCUAGUUGGCCGAAAAAUAUUAGAUCUUGGUUUUGCUGUUGAGAUGUCAAGGACACCUCAAUCUAAAGUUAAUACCGGGGAAUUACAAAUUCGUUUAGUAGAUCCAAACCGGACUGUUCAAAGACGUCCAUAUCGUCUAGGUGUUCAUGAACGAAAAGUAGUUCGAGAUAAAAUUAAAGAAUUACUUGCAGUAAAUAUCAUAAGGCCAAGUUGUUCACCUUUUGCAAGCCCCAUUCUGUUAGUUAAGAAAAAGGACGGAUCAGACAGAAUGUGCGUCGACUAUCGAGAGCUUAAUAGCAAUACGGUUGCUGAUAGAUAUCCUUUGCCCUUGAUGGCUGAUCAGAUCAACAGUUUCGCUGGUGCGAAUUAUUUUACUUUUCUGGAUAUGGCGAGUUGUUUCCAUCAUAUUCCAAUCCAUCCAGAUUCAAUCGAACGAACUGCAUUUGUCACGCCUGAUGGUCAAUAUGGAUAUUUAUCUAUGCCUUUUGGAUUGAAGAAUUUGAAGAAGUGUUCUUUCCUUAUUGGAAAGGUGGAGUAUUUAGGGUUUGAAGUUUCUUCAGGACAAAUCAAACCUAACCCUCGGAAAAGUGAGGCGUUGGCCCAGUUACCUCCACCUGAAACUGUGGCACAGCUUCGACAAUUUAUUGGCUUGACUUCUUAUUUUCGUCAAUUUAUAAAUUCUUUUUCAAAGCUUACUGCACCGCUAUAUAGAUUAACCUCUGGAAAAGAAAAAACCACUUGGAAUCCACAAUUCGAGAAUAUUCGUUAA